AUGGCCAGCCUCCUGUCUGCCUCGGCCUCGUCGCCGCUCGCUCCGCUCUACAGCUAUGCUCCGGCCGCGCUAGUUCACAUGCUCGCCGCCACGACGUUCCUGGUGACCGUCGUUGGCCUCGCUACCGUCAUCAGCCCCAAGUUCCGCUCCACUCUCGUCUUCUGCUACACCUGCUUCCUCCAGCCGCUCGGGAAGGUCUCCAACCAGGCCGAGCGGCUCGACCGCUUCUACGAAAAGCAGGCCGAUGUCUACGAUGCUACCCGGACCGGUCUGCUUCGAGGCCGCAAGACGAUGCUCAAGCUGUGCGCUGCUCAGCUGCGCGACAUGCAGGCAUCCAACCCUGGCAAGCCGCUCGUCUGGGUCGACAUUGGCGGCGGAACUGGCUGGAAUAUCGAGCAGAUGAACGAAUUCUUCCCGAUCGCCGAGCUCUCCCAGGUCUACCUGAUCGACCUUUGCGAGCCGCUGCUCGAGGUGGCGCGCAAGCGCUUCGCCGCCAAGGGUUUCACCAACGUCCGCGUCCUCUGCCAGGACGCCUCCGACUUUGUGCUGCCCGGCCUGGCCGCUGACCAGAAGGUCGACCUGUUUACGUGCUCCUACUCGAUCUCCAUGAUCCCGCCCUUCUACGCCGUGCUCGACCGCAUCAAUGACUUCCUCGACCCGGAGACAGGCGUGUUCGGCGUCGUCGACUUCUACGUCAGCGGCAAGGCCUCGCCCACGGACAAGGCGCCCUGGAUCGGCGGCGACACGCGCCGCCAGUGCGGCUGGCUCUCGCGCUGGUUCUGGAGCCUGUGGUUCUCGCUCGACCACAUCGAGCUCCACCCCGCCCGCCGCGACUACCUCGAGCACAAGUUCGGCACCAUCAAGUGCUACAACGGCCGCAACGACUUCAUCGUCCCCUUUAUCGUCCGCAUCCCCUACUACAUCUGGCUCGGCGUGUCGAGGCAGCGCGACACGACCAAGGCGCUCCAGGCGUUCGAGGUCGAGGCGGGCAACCGCGUCGUGGUGCCGCCCUCGUUCCCGGAGCUUACCAGCCUGCACGAUGGAUUCGCCGCCGACGCUGCUGGCGAGAAGAAGGGCGACGGCAUGACGACGGCGCUCCGCGACCUUCCCUCGGCGCUCGGCGGCGACAGUGGCUCCGACGUCACCUCGAGCCUGAUCCGACGCCGUGCCUCGGCCGCCACCGAGAGCAGCGGCAGCGAGUCCGGCAGCGAAAAGGCGGUCAAGCUGGACCUGGGCCCGUCGUUCCCGCUGAGCUCGUUCCACUACCAGAAGCGCCAGUGGCGCCUGCCGUUCAUCGACAACGAGUUCAGCGACAUGUUCCGCACGUGGAUCUACGGCUUCACCUGGGAGGACCCGCACGUCGACAUGGAGCACCUCGACCUGGGCCGCGACGACUCGAUCCUGUGCAUCACCAGCGCCGGCGACAAUGCGCUCCACUACGCCGUCGACGGCAAGCCGCGCCGGAUCCACGCCGUCGACAUGAACCCGUGCCAGGGCCACGUGCUCGAGCUGAAGCUGGCGUGCAUCACGGCGCUCGAGUACGACGAGAUGUGGGCGCUGUUCGGCGAGGGCAAGAUCGACAACUUCCGCCACCUGCUCGACACCAAGAUCUCGCCGUACCUGUCGUCGCACGCCUACCAGUUCUGGCGGCUCAACACGUCGGCGUUUGACAAGGCCUUCUACUUCCGCGGCUACUCGGGCCACGCGCUGCGCCUGGCCAAGAUCGCAUUUACGCUGACGGGCGUCAACCGGCACGUCAAGGCCAUGUCGCUCGCCUCGACGGUCGAGGAGCAGCAGCGGAUCUGGGACACCAAGCUGCGCUCGACGCUCAUCAACAAGCCGCUGAUCCGCCUCUUCCUGUCGAACCCGGCGUUCCUGUGGAACGCGCUGGGCGUCCCCAUGAACCAGUACCAGAUCUUCCUCGACGAGGGCAUCAGCGCCGAGCAGUUUGCCAUUGACACGCUCGACUCGAUUCCGUCGCGCUCGCUCAUCCGCGACUCCAACUACCACUACCAGCUGUGCCUCAACGGCAGGUACACGCGCGAGUCGUGCCCGCUCUACCUCAAGCCCGAGGGCUUCCGGGCGCUCAAGAAGCAGGCGCUCGAAGAGGGGCUCGACUCGUUCCGCCUGCACACCGACUCGAUUGUCAAUGUGCUGCGCGGCUUCGAGGACGAGUCGCUGACGCGCGCCAUCACCAUGGACCACAUGGACUGGUUCGACCCGGUGUCGGACAACGUGCCCGCGCCCUCGCUCAAGGCGGCCAGGCGGGACAGCGACAAGUCGGUCAGCGACCUGGACCGCGAGGUGCGCGAGCUGUCGCGCGUCGUGAAAAAGGGAGGCGCCGUCUUCUACCGCAGCGCGGCCAAGCGGCCGUGGUACAGCCGGCGCUUUGAGAAGAUGGGCUUCAAGGUGACGCCCGUCCACAUCCGCGAGACGGGCAAGCCCAUCGACAAUGUCAACAUGUACGCCAGCUUCUACAAGGCCGUCAAGCUCUGA
This is a messenger RNA of Pseudozyma flocculosa PF-1, 2496 nucleotides long. RefSeq lists its product as uncharacterized. The transcript has 4 exons. Lineage: Eukaryota; Fungi; Basidiomycota; Ustilaginomycetes; Ustilaginales; Ustilaginaceae. The record is from RefSeq and is a predicted model, not a curated record. The coding region runs from base 1 to 2496 and encodes 831 amino acids.